Messenger RNA from Thlaspi arvense, 315 nucleotides. NCBI's taxonomy places the organism in Eukaryota, Viridiplantae, Streptophyta, Magnoliopsida, Brassicales, Brassicaceae. The record is from the annotation of a GenBank genome assembly.
AUGGAGAAGAAGGAGAAAUCAGAGAUUUCGUCAACGGAAGCUGUUCUUCUUGGAGCCCUGGCUCCAGGCGUCAAUGCUCCAACAUGGAACACUUUGAGAUUCGCGUUUCUUCUUCUGGGUCUCUGCCUCACUUUCAUGCUCUCCAUUGCUUUCACCAGUGGCCAAUCCAUGCUGCUUGUUCAUGUUGGCUUUCUCAUUGUAAUCGCAUCCACUCUCUUUAUCCUCCUCAAUUGGUUUCUUGCUCAGACAGGCUUAGUACCAAUUGAGACACAAAUGCAGGAGCUGAACUUGGCACCUACUGAUAAAAGCAAAUGA